Zeugodacus cucurbitae (melon fly) is the source of this 2215-nucleotide messenger RNA. Its product is annotated as glutamate receptor ionotropic, delta-1. Gene Ontology annotation, molecular function: glutamate-gated receptor activity. Lineage: Eukaryota; Metazoa; Arthropoda; Insecta; Diptera; Tephritidae. The transcript has 3 exons. The record is from RefSeq and is a predicted model, not a curated record. Bases 3 to 1886 code for a protein of 627 amino acids. Gene Ontology annotation, cellular component: membrane.
ACAUGGAUAUAAUUUUGGGUGGCCUUGGAAAAGGUGGUUUCGAGAAGACCGGAAAUCACACGCUGGUAAUGGCCCUCGCUUGGGCCAUUCUCAAUGCUUAUGGCAAAUUUACUUCUACACCCUUGGUUAUAGCAAAGUAUGCGAACAAGCCUCAGAAUUAUGCUUAUCAAGCGGAGCUGAUCGAGGCUUUGCUGGUGCAUUUACAGGGUCGGCACUAUCGCCUCUACAUUGUAGAGCAGGAAACGCGGUUCGACAAUAGUACCUCUGCCGUAGGGUGGGGCGGUUUAGCAGUCGCUGGAGUUUGGUUCGUCGACAGCUGGCAGUCCUUCGAGGCUUUAGUAAUGGAUUUGGAAGAGCCGAAAAGCACAUACAAGCGCAGCGGAUGGUUCAUACUCGUCUACACCGGCAGCGAAGUAGAACGCUUAAAGACUGUCAAAAGUAUAUUUACGCGCUUGUUCGGACUCUUCGUUCUCCACGUAAACGUUUUUCUGCUAAUGGACACGACCGCCGUUGCCUACACCUAUUUCCCAUUUACGCCCACUACUUGUCAUUCGGCCAAACCCAAACUACUGCUAUCGUUUCGCAACAACCGGCCAAGGUUCAGAACCAAAGGUCAAGAAAUGUUUUUUCCCUACAAAUUGCGCAAUUUGCACGGCUGUGAGUUGUCUAUAGUGACCUGGCACGAACCACCAUUUAUAAUUUUGGAUCAAGAUCGGGAAAGCGGUCGCAUCAAAUCGAUCGAAGGUAUCGAGGGUCUGUUGAUCACGAUUUUGGCAAAAAUCAUGAAUUUCACCAUAAGAGUUGUGGAUCCACAACCGCGGGAUCGUGGCGCAAUUUUUGCAAAUGGCACGCUGACUGGAGUCACGAAAAUGAUAGCCGAAGGCAAUGCAAAUAUUACGAUCAUCUAUACAAUGUAUGAGAAAAAGCGCGCUCAAGUCAUGGAUGCCACAUUUUCGUACAUGAGCUUUCCCUUAAUGGUCGCUAUACCACAUGGACGUCCGCUCUCUCCGCUGCAGCGCCUUUUGAGACCUUUUCGAUUCAUCAUUUGGUCGCUGAUUGCCUCUAAUAUUGUGCUGGCCGUGCUUAUCAUAUACGCACUCAAAUUUCUAGGCAGCAGUCAGCUUGUUUCAUUUGUCUUUGGCAGCAGUAACCGCAUUCCGUUUAGCAAUCUGUGGGCCUCGCUAUACGGCAAUGUUAUACACAGUAGAUUACCAUAUCGCAACUUUUCGCGUUACCUCCUGGGCUUGUGGUUGCUGUGCACAUUGGUGCUACGUUCCGCGUAUUCCGGUCAGCUUUUUAUAAUGUUGCAGGAUGGACGCGCACUCACACCGUUAAAAUCAUUUGAUGAGAUAGUCGAGCACAACUAUACCGUUAACACGGCACCAGUAUUGACGGAGUUACUAAGUUCUGUGCUCGGCGAUGCGUCCAUUGGUUAUAUCGAUGGCGCUAAAAACACAAUGCCGAUGAUUUUGAAACGGAUCGCUCAUGGUUCCAAGGAGGCGCUGACCAUAAUCGAGCCGGCCUUGCUUUACUUCAACUAUCAGCAGGACACGGAGGACGAAAGGGUGGCAAUACUCCCGCAAAAGUUGAUAAUGACGCCGCUCACGAUGUACAUGCCCAAACAUUCCUUUCUGGUUUGGCCGUUCAACACUAUCAUUCUCUAUUGUAUCGAUGUGGGAAUAAUCGAUAAAUUUGAGCGGAGCUACCGCUUGGUCAACCAGAUCGGUGAAUCACAGGAACCGGUGAAGUUGUCACUGUUUCUGCUGCUGGGCAUAUUCAGCCUGUAUGGAGCUCUAAUGUUGCUGUGCAUUUUAAUUUUCCUUUUAGAGCUUUGGGCAGUCCGAUCGCCCUUGACUAAAAUGGUGUUGGAUUUCUUGAAUUAUUAGGUGAGUAUAUAGUUGAGGGUUACUAAUGGAUUAUUUGCAAAAGACAAGAUGAUAUUACUUAGAGAUGUAACCAAUUGUUCCUAGCUUUGUUAACACGAAUUGUGUGCAUCUGAAUAAAAAUCGCUUGCAUAAAAAUCUGAAGAGUCGUUACGAGUUAAUUGAAAUGAGAGGUGGAAGGUGUGGUGAGAAUUGCAAUUUGAAGUUGACAAAAAGUUGCAACCCAUUAAUGGACCACGAGAUAGAAGAUCAACUUACUUACUGUAUCUUUUGAUCCGCGUAUUUUCCAUGAAUCAUCUCAUGGAUGAUAAAAUAGAUUUUCCGGGGUUCCG